GUCAUUUAGAAUAAUUAUUUCUUGUUCAUGGUAGGUCAUUUUUAAUUUCAGAAAUACGUGAUAUUGUCAAAAUAUGGACGAGAUAGAAAAAGAGAAAAUAGCGGCCCUGCCGUCUCAACUUCUCGUCACCACAAUAUGUCACCCCAUGGAAUACGCGAAGGUACUUAUCCAGCUCGGAUACGAACCUCUGGCGCCGCGCCGGUCCACGACCCUAUUCGGCCGCCCUGCCAUGAUAUUACCUAACGUUUUCCAAUACAUCAAGUUUAUUAAGAAGUCUGACGGAUUCUUCGGCUGCUACCGAGGUUUGUCGGCGCGAGUGCUUGGUUUGAUCGCUUCUAGCCAGCUUACAUCGAAGGUAAUAAGUGCAGUUGGUAUUGACCUGCCCGAAAUCAAUGAUCCACCAAACAUUGUGACCGACGAGGAGCCUAAAAUCGAAGACUACAUGAAGCUCGGCCGUCGCGACAUGAUAAUGCACACGGCUUCAGUCAUCGUCUCGUAUCCAUUCCAUGUCGUGUCUGUGCGAAUGAUGGCCUCGUUCAUCGGCAAAGAAGAGGACUACAGCUCGUUAUUUGGUGCUAUCGUCUCCAUUUACAGGGACGACGGUAUCUUAGGAUUUUUCCAUGGGAUUGUACCAAAGCUCUUGGGAGAUUUAACUUGUGUUGCUGUUACAGGAGUGUUGGCUUACUAUGUGAACAAAUAUUUGGUCAAAUCCAAAGAUCUAAGAUAUUACACCGUACCUCUGUUGACAUUUGUGACUAGUACAAUAACUUAUCCCCUGGUGGUUGUGUCUACCUGCAUGGCAGUGGCUGGUAGUAGUCUGAAGGCAGGCAACAUGCCCGCUAUGCCAGCAUAUCCUUCAUGGCAAGCCUGCUGGAAGGACUUGCUGAGAAACAAACAACACAAACGCGGUUCCUCCCUAAUCUUUAGGUAUUACAUAGCCCCCAUUGCAGCUAUGCAGUAGUUACUGUAAUUACUAACACACAUUUAUGUACUUGCGUUUAUUUGCUAAGUGUUAUUCCAUGAUCACCAAAGUAGUCGACCUCUUGUAGAGAGUUAAAUGUGUACAAUGAAGUGUGUAAAUAAUUUAGUAUAAAUGGUGUACCAUGUGGAUAUUCGUUUUGCUAGAUUGUUGAGGCAUUGCUCAACAACUGUGUCGUUACAUUUAAAUAAAUAUAUUUUAUUUGUCCAAA
This is a messenger RNA of Manduca sexta (tobacco hornworm), 1190 nucleotides long. It is a transcript of the gene Mtch, whose product is annotated as mitochondrial carrier homolog 2. The transcript has a single exon. The coding region runs from base 74 to 961 and encodes 295 amino acids. The record is from RefSeq and is a predicted model, not a curated record. NCBI's taxonomy places the organism in Eukaryota, Metazoa, Arthropoda, Insecta, Lepidoptera, Sphingidae.